AUGUUUGAUGAUAAAGACCCAAAAUCAAUUUUAUAUGCUGAAGCUCUAUUAGGAUUAUUAAAGUUAAAGAGUCUUAAGAACGGAGAUAAAGAAAGACCAAAAUAUACAAAAAAGAGUUAUCUUCAGAAGAGAGUGCUAGAAAGAGUUUUUAAAAUAGUACAAACACCAAAUAACGCAUUAAAAGAAAAUCAUGCACUCUUAUUAAAUUUAAAUCCAAGGAUCAUCCAAAUUUACUUUCAAAACUCACGAGCAUUUUUAAAGAGAUCAAAAAAAGAGGUAGAAAACAAGACGUUUUAUAUAAACCCGGCAAUUCUUUUACAAAUAUAUUUGGAGGAGAGAAAUUCAAAUGAUUAA
Hepatospora eriocheir is the source of this 354-nucleotide messenger RNA. The record is from the annotation of a GenBank genome assembly. NCBI's taxonomy places the organism in Eukaryota, Fungi, Microsporidia, Hepatosporidae.